Xenopus tropicalis (tropical clawed frog) is the source of this 3312-nucleotide messenger RNA. RefSeq names its product leucine rich repeat and Ig domain containing 3 (gene lingo3). The record is from RefSeq and is a predicted model, not a curated record. Bases 242 to 2059 code for a protein of 605 amino acids. The transcript has 2 exons. NCBI's taxonomy places the organism in Eukaryota, Metazoa, Chordata, Amphibia, Anura, Pipidae.
GGGCUGGAGUCAGGCUGAGAUGUGUGCUACAGCCAGUGUUGUGUUUGAGCAGCCAGAGAAAAGAGCAGAGUGACUGGGAGGAGGAACUCAGAGAGGAGAUUCUGGGGCACAAGGCAAAAAGACUGGGACGUGGAGAGACAGACACAUGGACUGAGUCUUCCCAGCAGAAUGACAGAGAGGAAGAAGAACAUGCAAUACAAACAGCCACAGUGCCUAGGAAGAUGCUAGCUACUUUGAAUGUAUGAUGCCCCGUAUAAUGUCAUCAUGCUGGUUCUCCAUCGUUGUGUUCCUCCUUCUUCUGCUAUAUCCAGAAUGGAAGGUGUUGGGAUGCCCUGCCAGGUGUGAUUGCACACCCAAUCAACGUUCAGUCAUCUGCCACCGCAAGCGCCUCACUACAAUCCCAGAAGGUAUUCCCUCUGAAACAAGGCUCUUGGACCUCAGUAAAAACCGCAUACGGUGCCUGAAUCCUGGUGACUUCUCUCCCUACUCACUACUAGAGGAGGUGGAUCUUAGUGAGAAUAUCAUUUCCACUAUUGAGCCAGGGGCUUUUGCCAACCUCUUCUUUCUUCAGAUACUUAAACUAAAGGGUAACCAGCUAAAGUUGAUUCCGACUGGAGUCUUCACGAAACUUAGCAACCUAACUUUGCUGGACAUUAGUGAGAAUAAGAUUGUCAUUCUACUGGACUUCAUGUUUCAAGAUCUGCGUAGUCUGAAAAGCCUUGAAGUUGGGGACAAUGACUUGCUCUAUAUUUCACAAAAGGCCUUCUAUGGACUUGUGUCUCUGGAUCAGUUGACAAUUGAAAAAUGCAAUUUGACCUCUAUAUCUCCUGAGUCACUGUCUUACUUGCAGGGUUUAGAGGUCUUGAGACUUCGUUACCUAGGUAUAAACUCAUUGGAGGAGCAAAAUUUUCAGAAGCUUUACAACCUCAAGGAACUAGAGUUGGAAAGCUGGCCAUUACUAGAGGAUGUUUGUAACACAGCUUUUCAAGGGCUGAACCUCACUUCUCUUUCUAUCACAUACACAAAUCUCACAUCAGUGCCAUCAGCUGCCCUGAGGAACAUGGUGUAUCUGGAAUACCUAAACCUUUCCUUUAAUCCAAUCAGAAUCAUUCAACGAGGCGCCUUCAAGGACCUUGUCAGACUUCGUGAGCUUCACAUAGUUGGGGCAUUUCUAAGCACAGUGGAGUCUCAAGCAUUUUUAGGGCUUCGACAAAUACGCCUUCUCAAUGUAUCCAAUAACCUCCUGGCAACACUGGAAGAAAGCGCCUUCCAGUCAGUUAACACUUUGGAAACUUUACGAGUGGAUGAUAACCCUCUUGCUUGUGACUGCCGUUUACUUUGGAUCCUGCAGCGUAGAAAAACAUUGAACUUUGAUAACCACCAACCUGUUUGCGCCUCUCCAGCCAAAAUUCAAGGUAAUGCCCUACGUGACUUUCCUGACUCCAUACUAUUUGAACAUUUUACCUGCCAAAAGCCCAAGAUUAGGGACAGAAAGCUUCAACACAUCACAGCACAUGAAGGACAGCCUGUGUCUUUCCACUGUCGAGCAGAUGGGGAGCCAGUCCCACUUAUUGUAUGGGUCUCACCACAAAGAAGGAUGAUCACCAGCAGAAGUGUGGGAAGAUCCACUGUAUUACCAGAGGGAACAUUAGAGAUCCGAUAUGCACAAGUGCAAGACAGUGGAACAUACAUCUGCAUUGCAACUAAUGCUGGUGGUAAUGACACCUAUUUUGCUACCUUAACUGUUAAAAGUGAUAACUCCCCCUACUCUAACAGAACAAUGUACUUAUCAGAAUACAAUGAUACUUUCCAUAAUGACACACAAGUCUUCCUGAAAUUCACUCUUGAUCUGAAGACAAUAUUGGUGUCCACAGCCAUGGGCUGUAUUACUUUUCUAGGGGUUGUUCUUUUCUGCUUCCUUCUCCUCUUUGUCUGGAGCAGAGGAAGAGGACAGCACAAAAAUAACUUCUCUGUGGAGUAUUCUUUCCGUAAAGUUGAUGGCCCUACCUCUGCUGCUGGACAAGGUGGGGCAAGAAAGUUUAAUAUGAAGAUGAUAUGAGAGUGUUUUAAACAACAGAGAUUUCAAUGGCUUGGACACUGUGAUAAUUGCCCAUUAAAUAUAGCUGGUUAAUGGAGUGUCUGAAGACUCUAAGACAUCAAGACCAGACCAUUUGGUAUCUUUAUAUCUGCUUUCUUUAACCACAAGGGCUAUGAACAGGCAUUAGCCAAGUGAGCUCCCUUGUUCAGCUAACUUGAAUCUUCUACCCAUGACAUGGAACCAAAUGGGGUAGUUACUAUUCAACAUUCCAGAAGCCUAGUACAGAAGAUAUACUUAAUGGCUAACAGGCUUCAAUUUACAUUGUGUUGAUCAAACAUCCGUUGAAUACAACAGUUAACAUUUAAUUGUUGGUGGGGGGAAGCUAAGUUAUUUCUUAAGAGUAGGCAAGUAGAUUUAAUAAAAACAAACCUAAUUUAUUUUUCAAAAAUUAUCAUGACAUGGGUGUAUAGGAUUUAGAAGUAUAAUACAACUACUAAUACAAAUCUUCAGGCUUGUAAUAUUUUAUACAAAAAUAAAGUAUAUUUAUUGCUGUAUCUAAUAAACAAGGUACAGCAUAAAUGGUAAUACAUUUUAAAUGCAUAAAAUAGUAGCACAGGAAGCCAGCACAGAAAGAUGGUAAAUGCUGUCCCAAAACCCUACUACACUACUAACCUACUACUAUGUUCAGAAUACUCUUUUAUCCACACAUUGCCUGGGAAAAUUACUCCUUACAGGAUAAGGACAGAGGUGUUACUUGCUGUAAUGUUUGAUAUCUUCAGCUGCUCUGUAUCCCUAUUGUUUUCCCAAAAACAAUUAAUAUUCAGUUCCCAUGUGAAUGCAGUACCUGUUUGCAAUACAAUUACACAACUGUUUGCACAGUUGUGUAGACUUUCUUUUCAAUCAAUUAUCCAACAUUUGUAUAUUUCAUUCAUGUAACCCUGCAUAAAGGCAUUUUACCCCCCACAUUCCCUACAAUGGGGAUAAAAUAUAUAUAUAUAUAUCUUUGAAAAACUAUAACAGAUUAAGAUCAAUCAAAUUUUCACAUUUUAAAGAAAAAGUAUUUUCUCAUUAUACAGGGGCCAAUUCUAGUACAGCUCUUCAGUUAUAAAAAAUAAAACAUGCAUCAAUAAAAGUAUUGUGUUAAUUACAAUGUUCAGGGGGGAUGGAGUGGGUUGGUUAAUGAAAGCAUACAAAAAUACAGUAUUGUUUAUUAAAGGAAAAGUAAUACCAUAAAAUGAAAGUGUAUAAAAGUAACUAAAAUAUAAUGUGCUGCU